Messenger RNA from Episyrphus balteatus (marmalade hoverfly), 11114 nucleotides. RefSeq names its product voltage-dependent T-type calcium channel subunit alpha-1H (gene Ca-alpha1T). The coding region runs from base 1632 to 10547 and encodes 2971 amino acids. Gene Ontology annotation, cellular component: voltage-gated sodium channel complex; plasma membrane; neuron projection. Gene Ontology annotation, molecular function: low voltage-gated calcium channel activity; voltage-gated sodium channel activity. Gene Ontology annotation, biological process: neuronal action potential; calcium ion import; calcium ion transmembrane transport. The transcript has 26 exons. Lineage: Eukaryota; Metazoa; Arthropoda; Insecta; Diptera; Syrphidae. The record is from RefSeq and is a predicted model, not a curated record.
CUCAAUUUUAGUAGGCUCUCAGCCUCCGAGCGGAUAACAAAAGUUUUCUUCCAUAAAAAAUCUUGCGAAAUUUUUUUUGCGAAUACAAUUUUUUUCUUUCAUAAAAAAUUCAAUUUUUGCUAAAAUUAGAAUUAGUUUCACAAAUUUUUUUAAAUUUAAGCUUCAAACUUAAUUUAAACAAAAAAAAAAAAAAAUACUAUCGUGCCAAAAUUGUACUCAAUAUAUUCUUGAAAGGAAAAGUUGUACAUAUAGAUCGGGUAUAAAAUAUUCACACAAAGUGGGAUAUGAAUCUGGAAUGAAAAGUGUAAAUGAUGGCGGCAAGGAAAAGUUUAAAUAACUUCCCCGAAAACCGUUGAAUGUAAACAUUAAAUGUUUUUCGAAAGAUACAAAAAAAAAAAAAAAAAAAAAUAGAUUAAAUAAAUAAAAAAAAAAACUAAAUUACUUAGCCUUCUGGCAUUGCUGAAACAUCUUCACUUUGCAGCCUGGAUGUUUUUUUUGUGUUUCAUAAAAGUUGAGAUAAAAAAAACUCACACAUUUCACUUGUGCAAAUUUUAAUUAGUGCUCCUCUUAGUUCCAGCCACAGCCACUACGGAUGAAUGUGAGAUUCAUGUUUUGUGUUCGGUUUGUGUUGUUUUAAAUUUUCAAGGAUUUAUCCUUUUUUUCGAGUGGAAAGUCGAAAAAGUUUUUCAACUGGGAUUCAUACAUACAUAGCUAACUGUUGUAGUAUAGAAAAGCAAAUGUUAAUUCUGUGAACAAAUUUUGAAAUGUUUUUGCACCUUUGGAAAAUGCAACACUGGCUAUCUAAAUAAAAGAAUAAAAAAAAAUCAAGUCAUAGUGCAGGGCAGAAAAGUGAAUAACUAAACAAAAAGAAAUAAAAAAAAAGAAAAAAAUAUCUUUUGGAUUCGUUUUCUGUGCGCUUCAUUGUGGAAAUUUGUGUAUUUCGUGCAUUUUGUUUUAAUACGCCGCUGUUCGGGAUAAAUAUUUAGAUUUGUAUUAAAAAUGUAGAUUUACCUAUAUAUUGGCAUUAUUUCUGUUUAUUAUAUAGAGAAACAUGAAAAAGAGAUUAAGAGCUAAUUUUCCGCGCGAGCUUGUAUCUGUUGGUGAAUAAUUUUUAUUUUUCCAGUACUUAAUAAAAAAUUUUUUUUUUUGAUCGUGUUAUAGUGUUAUAAAAUUAACAACAAAAAAAAACUACAUAGGCAUACCGACCCAUUUGAAAAAAGUGUUGUUAUUUUAAAUCUUUUUCAUUGACCUUUUUUCUUCAAUCUAUAUAGACAUCAUGUGUUUGUUAAUAAAAUUAUUUGGUGUUGUAGCAAUUAAAACGAUGUUAUUAUAAAGAUGUCGAUAUAAAUAUGUAUAGUUAAGUAAAGGUUGUGAAUGGUUUGGAUAUUUUUGGACGUGUAACACACUAGUUGUGGAAGGAAAAGAACGAAUAUAAAGAGCUUGAUAUAUAAAAGAAUGUCGCAUUAUAAACCAUCACAAACCAAAACAAAUCUAAGAUAACAAAGUCAAUUCAUACAAAAAUAAAUAGUGAUUCCAUACAAUAUUUUGAAAUCUAAAUUUAAACAAACAAAUUCAAAACAACAACAAAAAAAGAUUAAUAUUUAAAUCAUAAAUUAAUCAUUUCGUGGAAAAUGUUAUACUCCUCUAUGGAGUCAAGAAAACAAACAAUAUUUGCAAAUAAUAAAAUCAAUUCCAACACCAACAAUCACCAGACGAUCAAUAUCAAUAACAAUCCUUCAGUUAAUAUAACAGAAGGUGAUUGCCGUGAUUCGUCAAGUAAUGGCAACGCGAAACGAUCUCAACCAUCAACCAUCUCCUCAGACCCAACAAAUAUCAGUGCGUACCGAUUACCAAAGCCAUACAUCAGCAACUCUCAUCGAUCAAGGCUAGAAAAUCCAACAUCGAGCAUGGAAAGUAACAGCAAUGGUGGUGCCACAACUGCCACUAAAAGUGGUGGUAGUUUUCGCAACAAGGAACGACCGAAUAUUAAAAGUUUAAGUUCCUCGAGUGCCAGAGAAAGCAGCGGCAGCGGAUCGGGUCUAGUGAGUUCUAACGAGCCCAAAAUUGCUAGCGAAAAAGGUACAAAUAUCGCGGGUUGUGUAGUGGAUGUGAAAACUUCUUCUCAGAAUCCUAUUAAUGUUAAGAGCAGUAGUUUAAGUACUAGUAGUAGAAUGAAACGCCAAGCGAGUGAAAGUGUUAGUGAAACUGGUGCAGCUGAGACUGCAGUGAGUAGUAGACGGCGACGAAAUGGUGCUCCUAUAACAAGUCAGCCUCAGCAAGGACGAAGUCGGCGAGAAACUUCGUCAACACCAACCAAACAGCAACGACCUUCAGAUAAUUUCUAUAGCAGUCAAUCGACAAUGCAUUCGAUGGGUGGUGGAAAAUCACCUUCUAGAGGUGCAUCUUCCGGACAUCAUCGCCGGAAACACGGCAAUCAGAGACGAAGAAGUCUUGUGUCUUCGACUGACGGCUCAUCAUCAUCAUCGUCGUGCAGUGGGUCGUGCAGCAGUGAAGACGGGGAUUCGAACUCCACCUCAUCCGGUGAGCCAAACCUGCCAUACCCGGGAUUUCCUGCAGUAGCACUUAAAUACCUGACUCAGGAUACAAGACCGAGAAAUUGGUGCUUAAGGCUGAUAACAAAUCCAUGGUUCGAGCGGAUAUCAAUUUUGGUUAUCAUUUUGAACUGUGUUACCCUGGGGAUGUACCAGCCAUGCGUGGAUGAUGCUUGUGUCACAAAUCGAUGUAAAAUAUUGCAGAUGUUCGAUGAUAUAAUUUUUGCAUUUUUCGCGCUGGAGAUGAGCAUCAAAAUGGUCGCCAUGGGAAUGUAUGGAAAGAACACCUAUCUGGCUGACUCGUGGAAUCGUUUGGACUUUUUCAUUGUCCUUGCUGGACUCCUCGAAUAUGUGAUGCAUGUCGAGAAUUUAAAUUUAACAGCGAUACGGACGAUACGGGUAUUGCGACCGCUCCGAGCUAUCAAUCGAAUUCCAAGUAUGAGAAUCUUGGUUAUGCUUCUUCUAGAUACCUUGCCAAUGCUGGGCAAUGUCCUAUUAUUGUGCUUCUUCGUAUUUUUCAUUUUCGGAAUAAUUGGCGUCCAAAUGUGGGAAGGAAUUCUCAGACAACGCUGUGUCAAAUCUAUACCUGAAAAUUAUCUAUGGCCAAAGGAACUACAUGACGAUUACAGAGUUCGAGUCCGUGUUAACUCGUUUAACACUUACAGACUCGCAGAAAGUAUUUCAUUUUAUUAUGAAUUCUCCAAAGAACAAGAUUACAUUUGUUCGAUACCAGAAGACUCUGGAAUGCAUCUUUGCAAAGACUUUCCACCAUAUCGUAUUGGAGCGCUUGUAUGUAAUGCAUCUGCACUUCCAUUAUCCUUCAAUCAUCCAACAAACGUAUCAUGUGUGAAUUGGAACCAGUACUACACUAAUUGCUCAGCUGUGGGUCCAAAUCCAUUUCAGGGAACGAUAUCAUUUGAUAACAUUGGAAUGGCUUGGGUUGCAAUAUUUCUGGUUAUUUCAUUAGAAGGAUGGACGGAUAUAAUGUACUAUGUUCAAGAUGCACACAGCUUUUGGGACUGGAUAUAUUUUGUGCUUUUGAUUGUGAUUGGAUCUUUUUUUAUGAUAAACUUGUGCCUCGUCGUCAUUGCCACACAAUUCGCCGAAACGAAAAAGCGCGAAAUGGAACGAAUGCGUCAAGAACGUGCUCGCUACACAUCUACAUCGACACUAGCUUCAAGUACCAAUAACUCAGAGCCUGCCACUUGCUAUGCGGAAAUAGUGAAAUACAUCGCCCACCUAUGGAGACGCUCCAAAAGAAGACUACUUAAGAAGUACAGAUUAUAUAAACAUCAACGUCAACAGAAAAAGGAAGGUCUUUUACCGAAUGCUGAUAAUUUAACAUUCUCGCCCAGCCGGAUCAAAUGUCAUCACCCCAAAUGCCCCAAAUAUAUCAAUCGGAAGCCGUCCAACAUUCAAGAUCAAAUGAUAACUGUAAUGGUGCCAUUAAACUCGAAUAAUAAUGUCAACACAACAAUUGUUGCGGCUGCAGCAACAACAUCAACAGCCACAACAAACAAUGCCAAUGGUGGCAAUGCAAUGUCAACAGUGGCUCAUGCCACUGUAUUGCCAAUGCAUGCAACAACAACCGUUGGAAGCAGUGGUGGUGGUGGUGCAAGCACUGGUACUGGUGUCAUAGCUGUAGGAGGGCCAAUAACACUUAAUCAGAAUCUAUCUUACUCAUCGAUAAAUUCCAUCCUGCAUCCUCAUCCUCACACCAUCCCAAUGGGCAAUGUGGGUAGCAAUAGUUCUAGUACUGGGAAUACAAUCAACAACAGUUUGGUGCAGAAUGCACUUAACCACAAUCACCACCAACAGAAUAACCCAGUUAUGGUGGCUAACAAUGGGACGCAUAAUUCGUCAUCGGAGAACUCUGAGCUAUCGGCAGAGGUUUCCGCUUAUGGACAACGAGCGUCGAAUCUAAAGAAGACCAAGCCAAAUCACAUGAAGGAUGACAAUACAAGUUGCAGCAGUGGACAAAAAACGAUUUUGCUGAAGAUACCAACAGGUAUCGAUUCGGAACAGUUAAUUAAUCACCCAUGUACCUCGGGCUUCCUUAGUCCACCGUCAUCAGCUAGACGACGUUCAUCUGUUAUGUUCAAUGAGUUUGUAAUAUUGCACACUCCACCAUCUAUUCCGGAACCAACUCAGGACAAAAACGUCUGUUCAUCGGAGAAAAUGACACAAACCGGUGAUGGUACUAUCUGGCAGGUUAAUCUUCCACAAACAAUUGCUAGUCAUGCUCUGGCCAAUCCUUAUAGUGAUUGUUCAGAACUGGGUCUGCAUGACGCGAUGACGUGUCAAGAGCUGCUGGCUUUCUCAGUUGCCUUUUCUGCAGCUCUUCCAACAGGACAGAGCACACUGGAGUCGUUUUAUACUUCAUUAGCACGUUUCGAUCCACACACAGCUGAGGCACUCAAAAACCAUCAGAAUCUGGAGAGCUCCAAUGCGAAUAAUAUAUUACGAGGGACUAAUGCCACCAUUACCCAUUCCAGCGGUGGUGGUGGAGCUGGUGCUGGUAGCAACGGAGGUAAUGGAGGUGGUGGGAAUUACAUCGAAGACUAUUCUUGCUGUUAUGACUUAUACCAGAACGCCUUAUCUCCUCUCGAGGAGAAAAAUAAGCACAGAUCGAAAUUAAUGUCUGGAAUCAUCAUGGUCUACCAUUAUAUCAGUAGAAUACUUCAUUUUGCACGUCGCCACAUCAAACGUCUAGUGGAGCAUAAAUAUUUCCAGCAGAGCAUUUUGCUGGCCAUACUCAUCAAUACGCUCAGCAUGGGAAUUGAAUACCACAAACAACCGGAGGAACUGACCGCCAUUGUGGAAACCAGCAAUGUUGUCUUCUCGGCCAUAUUUGCGGUAGAAAUGUUAUUGAAAGUUGUUGCUGAGGGCCCAUUUUCUUAUAUAGCCAAUGGGUUUAAUGUGUUCGAUGGAAUAAUCGUGAUUUUAAGUGCCAUUGAAAUUUGUCAGACAUUCAGCGGUAAUGGUGGCGGCGGCGGUGGUUCCGGUCUAAGUGUACUUAGAACUUUUCGCUUGUUGCGUAUACUUAAGCUGGUUAGAUUUAUGCCAAAUCUCCGACGACAAUUAUUUGUGAUGCUGCGAACAAUGGACAAUGUGGCGGUAUUCUUCUCACUGCUGGUAUUGUUCAUCUUUAUAUUUAGCAUACUUGGCAUGUAUCUAUUUGGCGGUAAGUUUUGUAAAUUUAUGGACGAAUCUGGACAAGAAAGGGAAUGUACUUGUCCUGAAAUAAUCAACAAGCAUCCACUAUGUGAAUGUGAUCGCAAACAUUUCAACAACAUUUUAUGGGCAACAGUAACAGUUUUUCAAAUCCUUACACAAGAGGAUUGGAACGUAGUUCUGUUCAAUGGCAUGGAAAAGACUAGCCAUUGGGCAGCAUUGUACUUCGUGGCAUUGAUGACAUUUGGCAAUUAUGUUCUCUUUAAUUUGCUUGUUGCUAUUCUUGUUGAAGGAUUCAGUUCAGAGCGUAACGAACGUCGAGAACGGGAGCAAAGAGAAUUGGUUAAAAAGCUCCGUGAAGAGACUUUAGCUGAGAACUACAGUGAUAUAAUGUACGACGAAUCACGAAGUACUUCGGAUUCAUCAUCAACCAAUGAAAGCUACUAUGAAAUUCGCAAUAAGUGGCAUAGUGCUGAAGAUGUUAGAAAGCUUAAUGACGCAACUGAAAUAACAAUCGAUCCAAAGUGCAAUAUUCAAAAACAACGGAUGCUUCAGCCAACCCUUGAUUAUCAAGUCAAUGAGUCUAAUUCAGCUGUUAAAAAGUCAUCAGAAAAAGACAUUAGUAGGCUACUGGAGGAUGAUAGAAAAAUUUUGAAAAAGACAUAUUCCAUAAAGGAACGCCGCAGUGAGAGCGCAAAACUUACAAAACUACGUCCAGUAAGAGACCCACCCAUAAUAAUGACAACAGCAGCAACACCACAAGACUCACCCAAUACAACUCUUGAGUCAGGAACGACUUUCAAGAAUUGGAAUCAGCAAGAAUUCGAAGCAGCAACAGCUCGAUUAGAAAGUGUCUUAAAGCAAAGUCACAGUUCGCCUUCACUUCUUAAACCACCGACACUUCUCAACGCUCAAUGUUCAUUAGAUGAAGGUAUUCCUUCAAUUGAAUUCAUUCCACCCUCUCCAGUGAUGCCACAUAAAGCGCCUGUGAACAUAUUGAGUGUUAGUAAUUUAGGAAGCAAUACUAGUAUUAAUCAAUUAGGUAGUAAUCGAAAUCUAACAGAUGACAUAACAAAGAAUUCCACUACUUCUCCAUCAUCUGCUGACGAUAAUCAACUUAAAUCCACACCCAAUUCAGCAAAUUCAAAUAGCAGUGGAAUUAUCAUAAACCCUCAAGUUCAGCGAACACCGAGCUUCAAUCGUUUUCGACGUUCGAGUUCGAAAAAGAAAAAACCUCCAAUCGAUGGUUCGGCAGAAGUUGAUGAGGAAAAUAUUAUUUUAAAUAAUGGAAGAGACUCCUCCCAGUUACUUGGGAAGGGCACUCAAAGAGCUGACCCAUUUUUACGAUCAGCCAACCGUAUACAAAACAACACUAAAGACACCAACAAAAAUAGUCCCCAAAAUUCAAUACGUCGUCUAUCAGUGGCAAGCAGUACUGGUGGCAUUGAAAGUGGCAGUGGCUCAGGCAGACGUGCUUCCUGUGCUUACAAUAACUCUCAAUUUUACCAGAACAUAAACCGUCAUAACUCGAUAAAGAACUAUUCGGGUAGAAGAAUGUCAUCUAUUGAAAUAGCCUUCGGAAAGGCGUCGAAUUUAAAUUUUUACAACUUGGAGGCCAAUCGAAAAUCAUUGUCGUAUACGAAUUCAAAAAUUGAUUUAGAUAAAUGGCAAAAAUCACUGUCGAAUCUUAAUGAACCGGAAGUGAUGCAACAGGCCAAAGAUGAAAAGGCAGCAAAAAAGAAAGAAAAAUACCUAAAUCAACAGCAAUCGCAUUCCAUUCUGACAAACUCGGAGCGAGUUUCGAAGAUAAAAAUUCUUAUAGAACGCCUUAAGCCAACAAAUUUUACCGAGGAACGUGACUCGUAUUCGAUGUACAUUUUUCCUGAGGACAAUAGGUUUCGGCAGAUAUGUUCCUGGUUUGUGAAUCAAAAAUGGUUUGACAACGUUGUUUUGCUGUUUAUCGCCCUCAAUUGUAUAACACUGGCAAUGGAAAGGCCAAAUAUACCACCUAAUAGCCCUGAACGAUUAUUCCUAGGCACAGCCAAUUACGUGUUCACAGUAGUAUUUACGGUGGAAAUGUUCGUUAAGGUGGUCGCCACUGGAAUGUUCUAUGGACCGGAUGCCUACUUCACAUCUGGAUGGAACAUUAUGGAUGGAUCUCUUGUAACAAUAUCAAUAAUUGAUUUGCUAAUGUCAUUGAUAAGUGAAUCGAGUCCAAGGAUAUUUGGGAUUUUAAGGGUGUUUCGACUACUUCGGUCCCUUCGGCCCUUACGUGUUAUUAAUCGGGCCCCGGGCUUGAAAUUAGUCGUGCAAACGCUCUUAUCGUCCCUCCGUCCUAUUGGAAACAUCGUCCUUAUCUGUUGUACAUUCUUUAUUAUAUUUGGGAUCCUUGGUGUCCAACUUUUCAAAGGAACAUUCUACUACUGUGAGGGUGAGAAUAUCAAAAACGUCCGCAACAUGAGUGAUUGUCUGAAAAUCGAAGGCAACGCAUGGAUAAAUAGAAAAUACAAUUUCGACGAUUUGGGAAAAGCUCUAAUGUCCCUUUUCGUUCUUUCAUCACGUGACGGUUGGGUUAACAUAAUGUACACCGGCCUGGAUGCGGUCGGUGUUGAUCAGCAGCCAAUUGUAAAUUAUAACGAAUGGCGGCUGCUGUACUUCAUAGCGUUUAUUCUGCUCGUCGGAUUUUUUGUCCUGAACAUGUUCGUCGGAGUGGUUGUUGAGAAUUUUCAUCGCUGUCGCGAGGAACAGGAAAAGGAGGAAAAAAUCCGACGCGCUGCAAAGCGUGCACUACAGAUGGAGAAAAAACGCCGACGCAUGCAUGAGCCACCCUACUAUUCGAAAUACUCACCGACUCGAUUGUUUGUGCACAACGUGGUGACAUCUAAGUACUUUGACCUGGCAAUUGCCGCUGUAAUCGGCCUAAAUGUUGUUACCAUGGCUAUGGAAUAUUAUAAAAUGCCCGAAUUCCUUGGAUAUGUAUUAAAGAUUUUCAAUUAUUUUUUUACUGCAGUUUUUAUAUUGGAAGCCGUCAUGAAAGUAGUUGCAUUGGGAAUGCGUCUCUAUAUGAAAGACAAAUGGAAUCAGCUUGAUGUUGGCAUUGUUAUACUUUCCAUAGUGGGAAUCGUUUUGGAAGAGCUUGAGACUAAUAUCAUACCAAUUAAUCCGACAAUAAUCCGGGUAAUGCGAGUGCUGCGCAUUGCUCGUGUAUUAAAACUUUUAAAAAUGGCCAAAGGAAUUCGGGCACUGCUCGAUACCGUGAUGCAGGCACUGCCACAAGUUGGUAACCUGGGAUUGCUCUUUUUCCUGCUGUUCUUUAUAUUUGCCGCCUUGGGCGUUGAACUCUUUGGCCGUCUAGAGUGCUCUGAUGAGAUACCAUGUCAGGGCCUAGGAGAACAUGCUCAUUUCGCCAAUUUCGGUAUGGCUUUCCUUACAUUGUUUCGCGUAGCGACAGGCGAUAACUGGAACGGCAUCAUGAAAGAUACCUUGCGAGAUAACUGUGAUGACGCUGCCGAUUGCGUGCGCAAUUGCUGCGUCAGCUCAGUGAUAGCUCCGAUAUUUUUUGUGAUAUUCGUUCUGAUGGCACAAUUUGUGUUAGUAAAUGUCGUCGUGGCUGUACUGAUGAAACACCUCGAGGAGAGCCACAAACAGAUGGAAGACGAAAUGGACAUGGAUGUUGAGCUUGAGCGAGAACUAGUACGCGAGCAAGAGUUUGAGGAGGAGCAAGCGCUUUGUUUGCAAUUGCAAUCGCAAAAAGAAGCUGCUAAAAAGCCCCUUGAAAAGGUAUCAUCGCUACCCUCAAACUUUACAUACAGUACUCCGUCAUUGGAUAAGAAAUUUACAAAUACAGGACGGCGACAAACGGUGCAAUACUUUAACCAAUCAGGUAUGGGAUUGACAGAUCUAGGUAAUUUGACAGUGCAAUCGUUGGCGAUGCUUGGUGAAAAAAAUAGUAUAUCUGAAGAGGUUGCUGAAGGUAAUGACUUCAAUGAAUCAGACGAAGCUAGACGAGCGAUAGCCAUCAGCUUGCAAGUACCACCCGUGACAGGUCGCAGAAUGGGACGUCGAAGUAGUACGACAUUCCAACGAAAACGGGGAGUACUUACAAAGGAACGAUCGUUAGACGAACAGGCCAUUCGUCGUCGAAAUUUCGAAUCUAAGCAAAUGAGUUGCGACAGCCUACCGUGGGGUGGGGUUGCAGCCGAUAGUCGAACAAUAUUUGAAAGCCUCGAGAGUGAUACAAGUCCUCCACCAACAAUACAGCAAACCUAUGACAAGCGAAGUAUCCGUAGCGAGGAUUGCACUGCCAAACUUGUAGACAUAAGCCCCAGUAUUCGCCCAGCAAUACCAACGGACAAGUGUUCACCUCCAUUAAUCUUACCCCAACCAUCAACCAAAGAUACCCUUCCUCCAAAAACUGAAAGAAGAACACCAUCGACAUUUGGCCGUUCGCUUUCAUCGGAUCAAGGAUGCCUAGGGCGUGGCAGUGGCAUCGGUGGCGGUACAUUACUCUCUGUGCCAAGAUCAAUGCCACCUCGCAGUCGUUCCGGUAGUACAAAGCAACUAUUUAAACAGCAAGCUCUUGACGAAGAUCCUGACAUAGACGAAAGUUCACUUCUUCUACCUGCCACAAAUAAAACCCUACAUGAACGUUCAGCGACAAUUGAUAUCGCUGAAGGUCUCAGCAAAUCAGAUUCUGCUGAAAUCCUUCGAAUUAUAUCCGAAAGAAGGCGAAUGGAUAAAAAUGACAACAGUGGUAAUGAAGAUUCAGACUAUAAUGAAUUAUUACUUGUCAAAACGCCUAUGUCAUCUGUCGAUGCCUAAAAUAUCGUAGAAAUAAUAAUAAAUUAAUGAUGUAAAUUUAAAAAAUCCCAAAACAAACAACACUAUAUUCUCUUACUAAAUAAUGCAAAACAAAAGUAAAAAAAGGUUUUCAUUAAAUGUUCUGUUAAAUAUAUUUGUAUUGUAUAUUUAAAAAAAUAUAAUUGAAAAAAAAAACAAACUCUGUGAUUAGGUAUAAAGUUUGUAUAGAAAUCAAUUAUUCUUCGCUUUCAUCUAUAUAUAUAUAAAUUUAGGUAAUUUUACUUACUCGUAAACAACAACAAAAAAAAAUCUUUGCAACCACAACACUCUUAAAGUUCAAAAAGUUUUAACAUUAAAUUUUAAUAAAAAUAGGUUAGCUCUAAACUAGACAAACAAUGGAAUUUAAAUAAAAGGAUCAACAAAAUAUAUACCUAUAUAAAGAGAAAUAUAUAUACAUUUAUAUAUAUAAAAAUUUAUACUGAAUAUAAAAAAAAAUAUAAUUAAAUUUUUUAAAUUAAAUAUAUAUAAUGUUUUAUAAAAAUGACAAUCUUAUAACAGCCUUUUUCUAAGUAGUGUAAAAUUAAAUUU